Molecule: messenger RNA, 7996 nt
Organism: Macadamia integrifolia
Lineage: Eukaryota; Viridiplantae; Streptophyta; Magnoliopsida; Proteales; Proteaceae
Product: histone-lysine N-methyltransferase ATXR3-like
Exons: 20
Coding region: 448-7740 (2430 amino acids)
Molecular function (GO): protein binding
Source: RefSeq, a predicted model, not a curated record
GCUGACCCACCGUAGAUCACGAUUGAUCUACGAUACGGGGUAUGUGUAAGGGUAAACCGGUAAACAACGGAAGAGAAGAAAAAUAAAGGAAACCGAAGAGAAAAGAGGGAAAAACGGGAAACGAACCACGAAACUCUUGUUUCAGAGAGAGAGAGAGAGAGAGAGAGAGACGGAGAGGGAAAACGAGGUAGACAGAAGACGAGCUUUCUUCAGCUCUUCUACAGCUCUUCUAUGGCGUAUUUAGAUCCGUUCACUCGCGAGUCUGUGCCUGUUCCUCGUUCUGGUGGAAGCUCUUAAUUUUUUUUAAUCGGAUUCGUUGCUUGAGUUCUUUUAGUUUCUGUGUUUUUUCAAGUUUGUUUCUUGGAUUGAUCCAACUGAAGAAAUUGCAGUAUGAGCAUCGAUAGCCCCAGGGUGAAUUAGGGUUCUUAUCUGCGUCCUUGGAUUUCCAUGGGCGAUGGCGGAGUCGCUUGCGUGUCUUCGCAGCAUGUUAUGGAAAGAUUUCCAAUUCCAGAUACGUUCUGCGGAGGCAGUGGUGGUUUCAAUUCUAAGUCUCUACAACUUGCAGAAUCGCAGCUUCAGCGAAAGCAUGAGAAGAAAAUGGAAGUAGAUAAGGAGGGAUUAAGUUCAGAGAAGGAGCGGAAGUUCGAGUCGGAUAAGGAGGAACUGAGUUCAGAGAGAGGGAAGAAAGGGGAAGUUGAGAAGGGCGUGGUUGUUUCGGAAAAGCUCCCCAAGGAAGAAGUGGAGGAGGGAGAGGUGGGUUCUUUCCAGGGGCCAAGAGAGGAAGUUGAGAACGAAGAAUUUGUUCCUGAGAAGUCACGAAGAAGAGAAGUUGAAAAUGGGGAGUUUGUCCCUGAUAAGUGGAGAAAAGGUGGUGAAGUGGAGAAGGGAGAGUUUGUUCAGGAUAAGAGGCGGAAAGGCAAAGUUGAAAGGGGAGAAUUUGUCACCGGAAGAGGAGGGUGGAGAGAAGUAGAGAAGGGAGAGUUCAUUCCAGAGAGGUGGAGGAGAGGGGAAGUGGAGAAGUCGGACUUGGGGAGAGGUCGGAGAGGGGAAAUUGAGAAAGGAGAGUUUAUCCUUGAGAAAUGGCGGAAAAGUGAAGUGGUGAAAGAAGAACGUGGUUCAGAAAAAGGGAGAAAAUGGGAAAUGGAUAAAGUAGACAGUGCCAAGGACAGGGGAUGGAAGUACGAGCGAGACCGAACACCACCUUCUGUGAAGUUCUCUAAUGAGGAUGCUUAUCAAAGAAGAGAAUUUAGUAGGAGUGGGACUGAACAUAGAAAGAGGUCUUCUAGUUCCAGGUGGGAAAAUGGUCAUGACAGGGACUCAAAGAACAUUUCGAGGACAGCAGUUGGGGAACUGGGUUCAUGUAAGCAUGAAUACAGUGGCGGCAAGAAUCAUGGAAGAGAGCACCCAUCUGGAACAUGGCUGAAACGUCACUGUACAGAAUCAGACGGUAGCAGCCGCAAAUACUAUGGAGAAGAUUAUCCAGGUUCUAAAAGCAGAAGGACCUUCGAUGAUGGUAACCGUGCUGUAUAUGAGAAGCACAAUUCACGAGGCCUGCAGGAGAGCUCUUACAGAAAUUCUUCUUCAGCAAAGGUGACAUCCUCCAGCAGGUUCUCUUCUAGGCAUUAUGAUUCUACUUUGUCAUGUAGAGGAGUGCAUGACAGGCACUGUCGGAGUCCAGCCCACACUGAGUGGUCCCCACAUGACCGGGGGCGGUAUCACCACCGGGACAGAAGUCCAGCCCGCUCUGAGCGGUCCCCACAUGAUCGGAGCCGACACCAUGAUCACAAGAACCGAAGUCCUAUUCAAGUAGAGCGGUCCCCAUAUGAUUGGUCACGACGCCAUGACCGGAGGGAUGAUCGCAGGGAGCAGACUCCAGGUUACCAGGAGAGGUCACCACGUGAUCGGGGUAGGGCCCAAGAUUAUCGGGAGUCAAGUCGAAAGAGUGGGGGAAGUGAAAGACAGCACAGCUGGUAUGCAAACCAGAGGAAUGAAGAGAAGCUUGGCCAGAGGAAAUCAGCUGAAAGGGAUUCUCAAAAGCAUAGAUCAACUUCUCAAACCCCAAAUGGCAGCACUGUACAUUGUAGUAGUAGUGGUUCUGGUGAUAAAAAUAUCAAUCAUCAGUGUCACAACGAAGAAGAGACUCAAAAUGUGACCAUGGAGUCCAAAGAACUUCUUCCUCAGGUUAAUGAAGCACUUGAACCUGAAGAGCUGCUCUCCAUGGAAGAGGACAUGGAUAUCAGUGACACACCACCCCAUGUUCCAGUUAUGGCAGAUUCAAGUACAGGAAAAUGGUUUUAUCUUGAUCAUUUUGGUGUUGAGCAAGGCCCUACUAAAUUAUGUGACCUUAAGAGGCUUGUGGAGGAAGGGUUUAUGCUGUCAGAUCAUUUGAUAAAGCAUUCCGAGACCGACCGAUGGGUAGCUGUUGAAAAUGCUGUUUCUCCACUGGUGCCUGUGAACUUUCCAUCAGUUGUUUCUGAUGCCAUUACUCAGUUGGCAAGUCCUCCUGAGGCUUCUGGGAAUCUAUUGGCAGAUGUUGCUAAUGCUGGGCAAUUGGCCGAUCAGGGGGGCGAGGAACUGUCUCCCUCUUCACUGCAGCCACUGUCCCACAUGCAUGAAUUUUCAAUUGCUUUGGAGCCUUUGGAGGAUCUCCACAUUGAUGAAAGAGUCAGAGCCUUGUUAAGUGGUUACACUGUUAUCCCUGGGAGGGAACUCGAGACUGUUGGGGAUGCUUUACAGAUGACGUUUGAGCAUUCGGACUGGGAAAACUGGGGUAGCUCUGAAGGUUUCACAAGGUUUCGACCUUCCACUGCGUAUUCCAUGCAACAAAGAGAUGAAGAUUUCGAUAGAUCUUAUGAUGCCAUGCCAAAAGAAGCUACAGAUAUUAGGUCAACUGAUACCUUUGCCAGUGCUGACCAUAAUGACUGGUUUUCCAGCCGAUGGUCCUGCAAGGGUGGUGAUUGGAAGAGGAAUGAUGAAACUUCUCAAGAUAGGUCAUCCAUUAAGAAAUUUAUCCUUAAUGAUGGUUAUCCACUAUGCCAGAUGCCAAAGUCCCGUUAUGAGGACCCACGGUGGCACAGGAAAGAUGAGUUAUACUAUCCCUCCAGGAGCAGAAGGCUUGACCUACCACACUGGGCUUUUUCCUGGUCAGAAGAGAGGAAUGAUUCCAGUGGUAUCAGUAGAUCGGGCCAAAUCAAGCAACUUGUUGCUAGGGGAGUGAAGGGAACCAUGCUAUCAGUUGUCAGGAUAAAUACUUGUGUAGUCAGAGAUCAUGGUUCAUUUAUUUCUGAGCCCCGCACGAGAAUUAGAGGAAACGAGCGCCACUCAUCAAGGUCCCAUCAGUAUUUCUCUGGAAGUGGUGACGGCAAGAACUCCUUAGUGGAAGGCUCUUCUAGAUCCAGGAAACACAGUGAACGAGAUUUACAGGGUUUGCAGAAAAGUGUAAUGUCCAUUAACACCCCAAAAGAUCAUGUCUGCACGGUUAAUGAAUUGCAGCUGCAUUUGGGUGAUUGGUACUACCUUGAUGGUGCUGGCCAUGAACAUGGGCCAUUCUCAUUUUCUAAGCUACAAGCUUUGGUUGACAAAGGUACUAUUCCAAAGAACACUAGUGCCUUCAGGAAGGAUGAUAACAUCUGGGUUCCAGUUGUCACCCCUGGACAGGCUUCUGAAGCUGCAUCAGUAACCGAUUCUUCUGCUGCUCGGUCACAGGUUGCGGCACAGAGUGGGGAUCACCUAGCUUCCAGUUCAUUUCACAACUUACAUCCUCAGUUCAUUGGGUAUACAUGUGGGAAACUGCAUGAGCUGGUCAUGAAAUUGUAUAAGAGCCGGGAAUUCGCUGCAGCUAUAAAUGAGGUCUUGGAUCCAUGGAUCAAUGCUAAGCAACCUAAGAAGGAAUUAGACAAACACCCUUUUAGUUCAGCUGUCACGAGAAGUUCUUCCUCACAAAACUUCAUGUUGCACAAGUUGCAAAAAUCAGAAGAUGAAGCAUCUUUACGUGCUUGUAAAAGAGCUCGGAUGGCGGUCAAUGAAAGUGAAGAAGACGAUGAAGUAGAAGAUCUCAUCAAACGAAAGGAUGACUGCUCCUUUGAGGAUUUCUGUGGUGGCACCAUUUUUGGUGAAGGAAAUGAUGCAAGUCCCGAAGUUGAAAGUGAGAGCUGGGGGCUGCUCAAUUGUAAUAUACUGGCACGGGUUUUCCAUUUUCUGAGAGCUGACUUGAAGUCCCUAGCGUUCUCUGCGGCUACUUGCAAGCGCUGGAAUGCUGCUGCCAGGUUUUACAGGGAUAUCUCCAGACAGAUCGACUUCUCAUCUGCAGGCCCCAAAUGCACUGACUCCAUGUUUGUGAGCAUCAUGGAUGGUUAUAAGAAAGAAAAGAUAACAUCAGUCAUCCUGGUUGGCUGCAUCAAUAUUAGUGCUGGUGCCCUUGAAGAAAUUCUCCAUUUGUUCCCUUGGAUAUCUUCUAUAGAUAUCAGGGGCUGUAGCCAGUUCAGGGAAUUGACAAAAAAAUUUCAAAAUGUGAACUGGAUAAAGAGCCGCCUUUCUUGUGACACUAGGAAUUUUGAAGAGAGUCAUUCAAAAAUGAGGAGCCUUAGACAGAUAACGGAGAAAAGUUUCCCAGUUUCUAAAGCUUUCAAGGGCUCUAGUAGUCAUUUGGAUGAUCCCAGUGAACCUGGAGAUUCUCUUGAUCAUGAUGUCGCUGUAAAUAGGAAAGAGUCAGUUGGUCAAUCAUUGCGGCAAAGCUUUUACAGACAUAAAAAAUUACGUGAUGCCAGAAAGCCGUCAUCACUCCUAUCAAGGGAUGCCCAAAUAAGGUGGUUGCUUCGCAAGAAAGCUGAAAAUGGGUAUAAGAAAAUGGAAGAAUUCCUAACUCUGAGUCUUAGGGACAUCAUGAAGGAGAACACUUUUGAUUUUUUUGUACCUAAGGUUGCAGAAAUCGAAGAUAGGAUGAAGAAUGGUUAUUACAUUGGUCAUGGCUUGAAAUCUGUCAAGGAGGAUAUCAGUAGAAUGUGUCGUGAUGCAAUAAAAGCCCGGAAUCGUGGUGAUGCUGGAGAUAUGAAUCAUAUCAUUAUGUUAUUCAUCCGACUUGCCACAAGUUUGGAUGAGAAUUCUAAUUCUUCUCAUGAAAGAAAUGGAACAAUGAAGACAUUCAAGGAUAAUGCACCUGCUGGGUUUUUCUCUGUUGCCUCCAAGUAUGGAAAGAAACUCAAUAAAAUAGUGAAUGAAAGGAAACUCGUUCGUAAUGGUGCAUCCUAUGUUAAUGGAGGUAUAGAUUAUGGAGGAUGUACAUCUGAUCGGGAAAUAAGAAGACGCUUAUCCAAGUUGAAUAAGAGAGGUUUAGAUUCAGGUAGUGAGACUUCUGAUGACCCUGAUCAGUUUUCUGAAGAUUCCAGUGGUGAUGGCAAUGGUUCUUCCUCAGAUACAGAAAGUGACUUAGGAUUCCAGUCUGAAGGAGGAAUUGGUGAUUUGACUGUAGAUAGAUACUUAGGGGCAGAGGAGGCUUUAGAUUCUAUGACUGAUGACCGUGAAUGGGGUGCUCGGAUGACGAAAGCAAGCCUCGUUCCUCCUGUUACUAGGAAGUAUGAAGUCAUUGAUCGAUAUGUUAUUGUGGCAGAUGAGGAGGAAGUGCAACGGAAGAUGCGAGUUUCUCUACCUGAGGACUAUCCUGAGAAGCUCAAGGCUCAAAAGAAUAGCACUGAGGAAUCAGAUAUGGAAAUCCCUGAAGUAAAGGACUACAAACCCAGGAAACGACUUGGAAAUGAGGUCCUAGAACAGGAAGUCUACGGUAUAGAUCCUUAUACUCAUAAUCUUCUCCUAGACUCCAUGCCAGAUGAUGUGGAUUGGACGCUUCUAGAUAAGCAUAUGUUUGUUGAAGAUGUGCUUCUGCGAGUUCUGAAUAAGCAAGUCAGGUCCUUCACUGGUACUGGAAACACCCCCAUGAUGUAUUCCUUGCGGCGUGUUGUUGAAGAUAUUCUAAGGAUUGCUCAGGAAAGUGGUGACGAACGCACUGUGAAAGCGUGCCAAUGUAUCUUAAAGUCUAUGGAAAAUCGUCCCGAAGACAAUUAUGUUGCUUAUAGAAAGGGGCUUGGAGUAGUUUGCAAUAAAGAAGAAGGUUUUAGCGACGAUGAUUUUGUUGUGGAGUUUCUGGGGGAGGUUUAUCCUGCUUGGAAAUGGUUUGAGAAGCAAGAUGGCAUUCGGUCCCUGCAAAAAAACAAUAAAGAUCCAGCCCCAGAGUUCUAUAACAUAUAUCUAGAGAGGCCAAAGGGAGACUCUGAUGGGUAUGAUUUAGUUGUUGUUGAUGCCAUGCACAAGGCAAACUAUGCGAGUCGUAUUUGUCACUCGUGCAGACCUAAUUGCGAGGCGAAAGUUACUGCAGUAGAUGGUCGGUACCAAAUUGGAAUUUAUACUGUACGACCAAUUAGUUAUGGCGAGGAGAUCACAUUUGAUUAUAAUUCUGUAACGGAGAGUAAGGAAGAGUAUGAAGCUUCUGUUUGUUUGUGCGGCAGCCAAGUCUGCAGGGGAAGCUAUUUGAAUUUGACUGGUGAAGGGGCUUUUCAAAAGAUAUUGAAAGAGUGCCAUGGAAUGCUAGACCGUCAUCAGUUGAUGUUAGAGGCUUGUGAGUUGAAUUUUGUUUCGGAAAAUGAUUAUAUUGACUUGGGAAGAGCUGGUGUAGGCAUUUGUUUGCUUGAUGGGUUGCCUGAUUGGCUUAUUGCAUAUUCAGCUCGACUGGUGAGGUUUAUAAAUUUCGAGAGAACAAAACUCCCGGAAGAGAUUUUUAGGCAUAAUUUGGAAGAGAAGAGGAAAUUCUUUUUAGAUAUUUGCCGAGAUACUGAGAAGAGCGAGGCUGAGGUUCAGGCUGAGGGUGUGUACAACCAAAGGCUUCAAAAUUUGGCUGUUACUCUUGAUAAGGUGAGGUAUGUAAUGAGGAGUCUAUUUGGUGACCCAAAGAAAGCUCCACCACCACUGAAGAAGCUAAAUCCUGAGGAAGUGGUUUCUGUCCUCUGGAAAGGGGAGGGAUCACUUGUGGAAGAAUUACUUCAGUGCAUGGCUCCUCAUGUAGAAGAUGAUUUGCUAAAUGCCCUCAAGUCCAAGAUUGAUUUGCAUGACCCAUCUGGUUCUGAUGAUCUCCGGACUGCGCUUAAAAAAUCGUUAUUAUGGUUGAGGGAUGAGGUCCGGAAUCUUCCUUGUACAUAUAAGUGCCGUCAUGAUGCUGCUGCUGACUUGAUCCAUAUUUAUGCUUAUACAAAAUGUUUUUUUAGAGUCCAGGAGUACAAGUCUUUAACAUCUCCACCUGUUUAUAUUAGUCCUCUAGACUUGGGCCCCAAGUACACAGAUAAAUUGGGGUCAGGUUUCCAGGAGUAUUGCAAGAUUUAUGGUGAGAAUUAUUGUUUAGGGCAGUUGAUUUAUUGGCAUGUUCAGACUAAUGCUGAUCCAGACUCUAAGCUUGGGAGAGCAAGAAGGGGUUGUUUGUUGUUGCCUGACAUUGCCUCAUUCUAUGCCAAGGCCCAGAAGCCAUCGGUGCGACAACGUGUUUAUGGCCCGAGAACCCUCAGAUUUAUGCUUACAGGAAUGGAGAAACAGCCUCAGAGACCGUGGCCGAAGGAAAGUAUAUGGUCAUUCAAGAGUGCCCCUCGAGUUUUUGGCAGUCCAAUGCUGGAUGCUGUUCUUAACAAGUCCCCACUGGACAAGGAGAUGUUGCAUUGGCUGAAGACAAGACCUGCUGUAUUCCAGGCUAUGUGGGACCAAUGAAUGUGAGAAGCCUGGGAUUAUUAACCCCCUACCAUUUGUUUCGGAAUGAUUAUUCUGUUUUAUAUCACAGCUACCCCAUUUAACGUGGGAGUUGGUAAUCAUUUCAAGACAAUGCAGUCCCUUGUGCUUCUCUUCGUCAUCAAUUCCUUUGUAUAGAUUAAUUCUGUUUGUAAUUUGUAUUCAUUUUUCAGCAGUGGAGCACUGGUUCUUUUUAUAAUUAAUUUAAAAAGAAAAUGGGAAAAAGGUUUCAUUUCAA